GCGUCGGUAAAAAUAGCAUAGCCAGCAAAUAACUUUAUUGUGCCGUGGAAAUAGGUUUUCUAGCUAAGUAACGUCGAGUAAACAAAUGUGGUGGACCGGUCGAAUGUGCGCAAAUGUGUGUGGCGUAUGGUAGCCCACCGUAGAACUUAUUGAACAUCCGCUGAAAACUGGGAAAAGAUUUGACGGGACGGCCACGGCCACGGCAUAAAGCAAAGUACAAAUCUCAAUUACGAUGAGUGUCUCGCGGAGCGGUAACACGACGCUGGAUCUGGAGCCACUACUGGACGAGAGCCGUGACGACAGCGAUGCGGAUAAUCAGAAAGGAGAAGCCACAGGCGGAGGUGCCCUGCUGAAUGGCUCCUCCUCGAAGGAGCCUCGCGCCACCGGUGUGGGGCACCGGGAUAGAGAGCGCGAGCGGGACGAGUCAGCCGUGUUCAUUAAGAAAAUCAGCAGCGCAGUGUUCUACGGACUGUCCUCGUUCAUGAUAACCGUGAUUAACAAGACAGUGCUCACGUCCUACCGCUUUCCUUCGUUCCUGUUCCUCAGCCUGGGCCAGCUGACUGCCAGCAUAGUGGUCCUGGGCAUGGGCAAGCGGCUCAAGCUAGUCUCGUUCCCGCCGCUGCAGCGCAACACCUUCGCGAAGAUAUUUCCACUGCCACUCAUCUUUCUGGGAAACAUGAUGUUCGGCCUGGGCGGCACCCAGUCCUUGAGUCUGCCCAUGUUCGCUGCCCUGCGCCGCUUUUCCAUACUGAUGACCAUGCUGCUGGAGCUGAAGAUUCUCGGGUUGCGGCCCUCGACGGCGGUGCAGGUCAGCGUGUACGCGAUGAUCGGCGGGGCUCUGGUGGCCGCCUCCGAUGACCUGUCCUUCAACAUGCGCGGCUACAUAUACGUGAUGAUCACGAACGCGCUCACCGCCUCGAACGGGGUGUAUGUGAAGAAGAAGCUAGACACGUCGGAGAUCGGCAAGUACGGCCUGAUGUUCUACAACUCACUGUUCAUGUUUCUGCCGGCCCUGGCCCUCAACUUUUUCACCGGCGACCUGGAGCAGGCCAUAAACUUCAGCGAGUGGCACGACCCUGUCUUCGUGACACAGUUCCUGCUCAGCUGCGUCAUGGGAUUCAUACUCUCGUACAGUACCAUAUUGUGCACGCAAUUCAACUCGGCCCUGACGACCACCAUUGUGGGGUGCCUGAAGAACAUAUGCGUGACCUAUCUGGGCAUGUUCAUUGGCGGCGACUAUGUCUUCUCGUGGCUCAACUGUAUCGGCAUCAAUAUAAGCGUGUUGGCCAGCCUCCUCUAUACGUACGUGACGUUCCGCCGGAAACGGUCGCCCGAUAAGCAAAGCCACUUGCCCAGCAGCAACCGCGGGGAGAAUGUCUAG
Drosophila persimilis is the source of this 1381-nucleotide messenger RNA. RefSeq names its product UDP-sugar transporter UST74c (gene frc). Lineage: Eukaryota; Metazoa; Arthropoda; Insecta; Diptera; Drosophilidae. Gene Ontology annotation, cellular component: Golgi apparatus. The transcript has a single exon. The coding region runs from base 233 to 1381 and encodes 382 amino acids. Gene Ontology annotation, molecular function: GDP-fucose transmembrane transporter activity; antiporter activity. The record is from RefSeq and is a predicted model, not a curated record.